This is a messenger RNA of Pungitius pungitius (ninespine stickleback), 804 nucleotides long. It is a transcript of the gene timm9, whose product is annotated as translocase of inner mitochondrial membrane 9 homolog. NCBI's taxonomy places the organism in Eukaryota, Metazoa, Chordata, Actinopteri, Perciformes, Gasterosteidae. The record is from RefSeq and is a predicted model, not a curated record. Bases 206 to 466 code for a protein of 86 amino acids. The transcript has 4 exons.
UAAGUCAAUGUGCCCUCUAAACGCUCUUUAAAUGGAUUUAACAAACACGAAUUGUUAGGUUACACACUCCGCUACAGUAGGUAGGACUCAGCACCGGAAGUCGUCCCGUCAGUGAAACCACAGAAGAAGAAGCAGCACAUCACACGUCCUUGAGCCGCAGAAGGAGCUUCACAUUUAAGACUCUUAUUGCUCGCGGACUUGAACCAUGGCGGUCCAGGUGACGGAGUCCGACCAGGUGAAACAGUUUAAGGAGUUCCUGGGGACCUACAACAAGGUGACGGAGAACUGCUUCAUGGACUGCGUUAAAGACUUCACCACCAGGGAGGUGAAACCGGAAGAGUCGAGCUGCUCUGAAUCGUGUCUGCAGAAGUACCUGAAGAUGACUCAGCGGAUCUCCAUGAGAUUCCAGGAGUACCACAUCCAGCAGAACGAGGCCCUGGCUGCCAAGGCCGGACUACUGCACUGACCUCUAAUGUCAAACAAAUGGACCAAGUUCAAUAUUUUUUUCUAUUUCUAUCUGGAAAUAAAAUCAUUUCCCUGUGGAGUGGGCUCAGGACGCAGCAUGAAACAAAGAGCUGUUUAUUGUACAAUUCCAACAUGGCUUCCAUUCUCAGGUCAGUGUUAGUGUAUUUACAUAAAAAAGUUCAUUAUACGACAGCCUGCUCGUACAAAUGUUAGAAAUCAUUCUUUACAGGAUGUGAAACCAAGUCGUCAAUCACCCAGAGCUGGUAUUUACAAAAGAGAGCCGUCUGUCUGAGGCACCACAGAAGAUCAAAGAAUAAAAUAUAACAUGUUAAACCUUCA